AUGGCGGCGAUGCAGGCCGGGGAGAAGUCGAUGCUGGUGACAUCGGUCUACCCCGCCGGCUUUGUCUACAUCUUCCUGGGCCUGUACUACGUGACGGGUCACGGCGCUGACAUCCGCCUGGCACAGCACCUCUUCGCUGGCCUCUACCUGCUCAACCUGCUCCUCGUCUUCCGCAUCUACUGCCGAACCAACAAGGUCCCCCCGUAUGUUUUCUUCUUCAUGUGCUGCGCCUCGUACCGCAUCCACUCCAUCUUCGUCCUGCGGCUCUUUAACGACCCCGUGGCCAUGGCCAUCCUCUUCCUUGCCAUCAACCUCUUCCUGGAGGAGCACUGGUCCUGGGGCUGCUUCUUCUUCAGCCUGGCCGUGUCCGUGAAGAUGAACAUCCUGCUCUUUGCACCUGGGCUUCUCUUCCUCCUCCUUCAACGGUUCGGUCUCCUGGGAUGUAUCCCAAAGCUCUGCAUCUGUGCCCUGCUCCAGGUGGCUCUGGGGCUGCCCUUCCUGCUGGUGAACCCUGUGGGGUACCUGACUCGCUCCUUUGACCUGGGCCGCCAGUUCCAGUUCAAAUGGACAGUGAACUGGCGCUUCCUCCCAGAAGAGGUUUUCCAGAAUCGAGCUUUCCAUGUCACUCUGCUCCUGGCUCACCUGGCUGGCCUGGGGCUCUUUGCACUGCACCGGUGGCACAGGUCCAAAGAGAGCAUCCUGGCCCUGCUGAAGGAUCCAGCUGAAAGGAAGCACACAUCCCCUCCCUUGUCUGUCAACAAUAUCAUCUUCGUCCUCUUCUCCUCCAACUUCCUGGGUGUCUGCUGCAGCCGCUCGCUCCACUACCAGUUCUACGUCUGGUAUUUCCACACGCUGCCCUACUUACUCUGGUGCACCCCUACCUCCAAGCUCGCCCACGUGCUCAAGGUGCUGGUGCUGGGCGUGAUCGAGCUCUGCUGGAAUACCUAUCCCUCCACAGUCUGCAGCUCUCUCUCCCUCCACAUCUGCCACGGACUUGUCCUGCUCCAGCUCUGGUAUGGCACAGCCCCCUUGCCAGUACCUCAACCAUCCCCACCGAGCAGGAAGUCUGCAGCCAUCUCCAAGAAGAUCAAGUGA
Molecule: messenger RNA, 1095 nt
Organism: Chaetura pelagica (chimney swift)
Lineage: Eukaryota; Metazoa; Chordata; Aves; Apodiformes; Apodidae
Gene: ALG3
Product: ALG3, alpha-1,3- mannosyltransferase
Exons: 8
Coding region: 1-1095 (364 amino acids)
Cellular component (GO): endoplasmic reticulum
Molecular function (GO): dol-P-Man:Man(5)GlcNAc(2)-PP-Dol alpha-1,3-mannosyltransferase activity
Source: RefSeq, a predicted model, not a curated record